This is a messenger RNA of Plasmodium berghei ANKA, 1764 nucleotides long. RefSeq names its product bifunctional dihydrofolate reductase-thymidylate synthase, putative. Gene Ontology annotation, biological process: one-carbon metabolic process; dTMP biosynthetic process; tetrahydrofolate biosynthetic process. Gene Ontology annotation, cellular component: cytosol; mitochondrion. The record is from RefSeq and is a predicted model, not a curated record. Lineage: Eukaryota; Apicomplexa; Aconoidasida; Haemosporida; Plasmodiidae. Gene Ontology annotation, molecular function: dihydrofolate reductase activity; thymidylate synthase activity. The transcript has a single exon. Bases 1 to 1764 code for a protein of 587 amino acids.
AUGGAAGACUUAUCUGAAACAUUCGAUAUAUAUGCAAUAUGUGCAUGUUGUAAAGUUCUGAACGAUGAUGAAAAGGUUAGAUGCUUUAAUAAUAAAACGUUUAAGGGAAUUGGAAAUGCGGGGGUGUUACCUUGGAAAUGUAAUUUAAUCGAUAUGAAAUAUUUUAGUUCUGUAACAUCAUAUAUAAAUGAAAAUAAUUAUAUAAGAUUGAAAUGGAAAAGAGAUAAAUAUAUGGAAAAACAUAAUUUAAAAAAUAAUGUAGAACUAAAUACUAAUAUAAUUUCUUCAACUAAUAAUUUACAAAAUAUUGUAGUAAUGGGAAAAAAAAGUUGGGAAAGUAUUCCCAAAAAAUUUAAACCUUUACAAAAUCGAAUAAACAUUAUUUUGUCUAGAACUUUGAAAAAAGAAGAUAUUGUAAACGAAAAUAAUAAUGAAAAUAAUAAUGUUAUUAUAAUUAAAAGUGUAGAUGAUUUAUUUCCUAUUUUAAAAUGCACAAAAUAUUACAAAUGUUUUAUUAUAGGGGGUUCGUCUGUUUAUAAAGAAUUUUUAGAUCGUAAUUUAAUAAAAAAAAUAUAUUUUACAAGAAUAAAUAAUUCUUAUAAUUGUGAUGUUUUAUUCCCAGAAAUAAACGAAAAUUUGUUUAAAAUAACUUCAAUAAGUGAUGUAUAUAAUAGUAACAACACAACUUUAGAUUUUAUAAUUUAUAGUAAGACAAAAGAAAUAAAUCCAAAUGAGGAAGUACCUAAUAAUACAUUUUUAGGUGUAUGUGAUGAACAAAAUAAAGCCUUUGAUGAUGAAGACGAUUAUACAUAUUUCAGUUUCAAUAAAAAUAAAGAAAAUAUUAAAAAAAAUUCUGAACAUGCUCAUAAUUUUAAAAUAUAUAAUAGCAUAAAAUAUAAAAAUCAUCCUGAAUAUCAAUAUUUAAAUAUUAUAUAUGAUAUAAUAAUGCAUGGAAAUAAACAAGAUGAUAGAACAGGUGUUGGUGUGUUAAGUAAAUUUGGAUAUAUGAUGAAAUUUAAUUUAAAUGAAUAUUUUCCAUUAUUAACAACAAAAAAAUUAUUUAUAAGAGGUAUUAUCGAAGAAUUAUUGUGGUUUAUAAGAGGGGAAACAAAUGGAAAUACUUUGUUAGAAAAAAACGUAAGAAUAUGGGAAGCUAAUGGAACAAGGGAAUUUUUAGAUAAUAGAAAAUUAUUUCAUAGAGAAGUUAAUGAUCUCGGUCCAAUUUAUGGAUUUCAAUGGAGGCAUUUUGGUGCUGAAUAUACAGAUAUGCAUGAUAAUUAUAAAGACAAAGGAGUUGAUCAAUUAAAAAAUAUUAUAAAUUUAAUUAAAAAUGAUCCUACUUGUAGACGAAUUAUUUUGUGUGCAUGGAAUGUAAAAGAUUUAGAUCAAAUGGCAUUACCUCCUUGUCAUAUUUUAUGUCAAUUUUAUGUUUUUGACGGAAAAUUAUCAUGUAUUAUGUAUCAAAGAUCUUGUGAUUUAGGGCUUGGGGUUCCAUUCAAUAUUGCUUCCUAUUCUAUAUUUACAUAUAUGAUAGCACAAGUAUGUAACUUACAGGCAGCUGAAUUUAUACAUGUAUUGGGUAAUGCUCAUGUUUAUAAUAAUCAUAUUGAAAGCUUAAAGAUUCAGUUAAAUAGAACUCCUUACCCUUUUCCUACUCUUAAAUUAAAUCCUGACAUUAAAAAUAUCGAGGAUUUUACAAUUUCUGAUUUUACUGUUCAAAAUUAUGUUCAUCACGAUAAAAUAAAUAUGGAUAUGGCAGCUUAA